Messenger RNA from Spodoptera littoralis (African cotton leafworm), 519 nucleotides. Lineage: Eukaryota; Metazoa; Arthropoda; Insecta; Lepidoptera; Noctuidae. The record is from the annotation of a GenBank genome assembly.
AUGAAGCAGAAGGACAUCAGGCCGGCGCCCUCGCUAAUCGAGUACAAGAACAUGCGGUUUCUCAUCACCGACCGCCCAUCCGACGUCACCAUUCAGUCCUAUCUUCAGGAGCUGAGGAAGCACAACGUGUGCACGGUGGUACGCGUGUGCGAGCCUAGCUAUGAUACGGCGCCGCUGAAGGCCGAGAACAUUGAAGUACGUGACCUCGCCUACGACGACGGAACCUUCCCACCUGCUAACGUCGUCGACGACUGGUUUGAGAUUCUGCGUGAAAAAGCGCAGAACAAGCCUGAGGCUGCAGUGGCGGUGCACUGCGUGGCAGGACUGGGCCGCGCACCCGUCAUGGUGGCCAUCGCUCUUAUCGAACUCGGCAUGAAGUACGAAGAAGCCGUGGAAACUAUUCGAGAUCAACGCCGCGGUGCCAUCAACGCGAAGCAACUGUCGUACUUGGAGAAGUACCGGCCGAAGUCUCGGCUGAAGAAGAACGGGCACAAAGGUCCCAACUGCUGCGUGCAGUAA